This is a messenger RNA of Anneissia japonica, 3141 nucleotides long. RefSeq names its product E3 ubiquitin-protein ligase TRIM71-like. Gene Ontology annotation, molecular function: ubiquitin protein ligase activity; translation repressor activity. The coding region runs from base 1226 to 2629 and encodes 467 amino acids. The transcript is spliced from 2 exons. Gene Ontology annotation, biological process: negative regulation of translation; protein polyubiquitination; proteasome-mediated ubiquitin-dependent protein catabolic process. Lineage: Eukaryota; Metazoa; Echinodermata; Crinoidea; Comatulida; Comatulidae. The record is from RefSeq and is a predicted model, not a curated record.
UGAUGUGUAAAGAAAACAAAGAAAGAAAAAGGAAGGAGAUAUAGAGUGAAUUAAAACAAUGGAAUGAAAAUCAGUGAGAGAUAAGAAGAGGUAAGUUAAGAGAGAAGGUGAAGUGAGUAAUGAAAUUAAUAGGAAAGUCAAGAAGAGAUGAACUGUAAAAAAAUGAAGAUAAAAAAGGAGAAUUCAAAAAAGAGGAAGAGAAAGGAAAGAAGUGAAUAAGAAUAUAAAAGAAAAAAAAGAGGAGCUUAGUAAAUAUAGAUCUGACUUUGAUCAAUACAAUUAAAUUAGUUUUGAACUUAAACAGUUCAAGGUCUCAUGUCUCAUUUCAAAAAGUCACAGUUCAUUGCACACACAAACAUACCAAUCUAUCACAUGACUAAAAAUAAACCUGGAAAAACCCACUUCUAUGUCAGACUUCAUAUCUACUGUACCUCUGGUUAUAAAGCAAGUAUUUUAAGGAUAUUUCAAGAUGGCUACUAGUGAUCUGAAUCAGUUUCUGGAAAAUGUUAAUGAGAAGGUCCUAGAGUGUACCAUCUGCUUUAAGAGACUUCAAAAUCCUAAAUCCCUCAACUGCCUUCAUAGUUUCUGUUUGGCAUGUCUAGAAGACUGGGUUAAAACUAAGGGAAAGCUGAUUUGUCCAACUUGCUCAAAAUCAUAUCCCAUUCCAGAGGGCGGACUUCAGAAGCUUCCACCAAAUACAUUUAUAAAUAACUUAUUAGAAACUAUUGAACAAUUUUCUGGAAAAGAUCAGAUAAAAUGUGCUUGUAAAAAAAGAGAAUCAGCAAUAUAUUACUGCCAGGAUUGCAGACAGUACUUGUGUUUGACUGGUAGUGAAUAUCAUAAUGAAUUUCGGCUCUUUGCAAACCACAAGUUACAUUCAAUGGAAGAUGUGCGAUCAAUGAGCCCUUCACAGAUGACGUUACUUCAUCCACCACAGUGUUUGCAGCAUAACAAACCCUUAGAGUUUUAUUGCACAGAGUGUAAAACACCAAUAUGCAUGCAUUGCACAAUUACUGACCACAAUGCAUGGGAAGGAAAUCACAAACCAAUCAGCAUUUCUAAAGCAUUUCAGACAUUUAAAGAAACUUCCGAAGCAUUACAGAAAUCUGCCUAUGACUAAAUAAAGAAAUUGCAAGAUGGCCUCCAAGCAGUUGUUCGGAAUGCUACAAAAUUAGGGCAAAGUAAAGAUACUACUCUGAGAGAUAUUGACAAUCAUGUACAAGUAAUGAUAAGGAAAAUCAAAGAGAAUGGUGACAAAAUUAAAAAUGAAGUAGAGACAAUAUACAAAACGAAAACGAAGGUAAACGAUGUGCAAAUGGAUGAUUUGAAAACAACAAUAUCUGAUAUAAAUACAAAACUGAGUUUUCUAAAUCAGCUUUUGAAGAGUGAUGAAGCAACAGCAAUGCAGUCAAGUGAAAGAGUAAUUACAGCACUGAAGGACAGAAUCAAUGAAUUGCCAAAAACAAAGCCAGAUGAUAAUGGACAAAUUAAAUUUGUUAUCAAUGAGAAUCAGCUCGAUUCAUUGCAACAAUGUGAUAUUGGGUAUGUAUCACAGGGAGCAGCAGAUUGCCUAACACUGAAGGGAGGGGAAUCUGUGACCCAAGGUCAGACAAUUGUUGUCAAAAUAAUAAAAACAGAUGAAUGUGAAAUAAAUGCAAAUCAACUGAAGGCAACUUGGACACAGCCUACAGGAGAAAUCAAUGUCACUCAAGUUCAGGAAGAUGACAAUGGAGAUUAUGUUGUGAUAGGAAAAUGCACCAGUACAGGUGCUUGUAAAUUAGAUGUGAGUGCCAACAGCGAACCAAUCAAGCAGUCACCAGUGAUAGUGAAAGUAGAGAAGGAAGGAUUAAUAAAUACUAUUGAUACAAACAAACAAAAUGCUGAUGUAGUUAAGUAUGAAGAUGAUUGCUUACUGGUUUCAUGUUGGACAAAUGAAAUAUUGAAGUACAAGCAAUCGGGAGAAUAUAUUGGUAAGGUUAUGCUACCGCAGGGUGUAAAGGUUUCCACAAUGUUUAAGAUGAGGAGUGGUAACAUAGCAUUCAGUGACGAUCUGAAGAAAUGCAUCAAAGUAUGCAAUAUGAAUGGUCAGGUGGUCAAAUCAAUUGGUCAGGGAGUACUGAAGGAUCCAGCUGGUAUAUACGUAGAUGAAACAUCAAAUAUUGUGUAUGUAGCAGACUGGGGUGAUUAUUGUGUGUUAAUGUUUGACAAUUGUAGUAGUCAGAUGAUAAGGAGGAUAUGGUCACUAGGCAAAGAAGGCAGUCUAAUGAGUGGAGUUUUUGAUGUUACUCUUACUAGUGAAGGACACCUUCUAGUAUUGGAAUAUACAAACAGCAGAUUACAAUUAUUUGAUAAUGAGGGAAGGUUCAUUAAAGUCCUUGUUGAAGCAGGUAAUGAGAAUGGUAAGGUGAGGAAUCCAGGUGGAGUAGUAAUUGAUGAGGAUGACAACAUCAUUAUAGCAAGUAAAAACAAACUACAGCUGUUCAGUAGUGAUGGAUCUUUCAUGAAAAGAAUUGAUAAACCAGAAGAUAAAAUCAAAAGUCCAUGGGGAUUAUCUGUAAUUUCACAUCAUCCAAGGAGACUUGCAGUAGCAAAUUGUGGUAACAAAACUGUAAAAAUAUUCAAUUAUUGAAUACAGCCUACUAUUGCUGUGCUGUUUGCAUCAAUGUACAUAUUCUAUUUACAAUAAUACACUAUGAAAUUAACUACAUAUCAUUAUUUCAUAAAAUUCAUAUAGAUUUGAAGUUGUGGUGACCAAAACGUAUGAACUAUUCAACUUUAUAUUGAUACUACAGUCGCAAUCACUUGUAAUGUUUUAUUUUCAUUUAUUUUGAAUCACAUAUUAUAUAAUGAAUACCAACAAACAUUUAUUAUUAUUUAAAAUUUAAAUUAGUAACAUGCAUUGAGUCAGACCCAUUGUAUCCAUGUAUGAUUUAUGAGAAUGCUACACAAUGCACAAGCUGCAAAUUAAAUUUAAGUUUAACUCAUAUCCUACAAUUGCAAAUAUUUGAAUCAAUUCACGUCUAGCUGAAUAUUCGGUGAAGAUACUUUCAAGAACAAUUCUGUUAAAUCUCACAGUUUUAUUACAAUUGAGAAUUAGUUUCAUUAUUUUGAUCAAAAAGUUUUUUAUCUGUCGAAGAUGGU